Carica papaya (papaya) is the source of this 1203-nucleotide messenger RNA. NCBI's taxonomy places the organism in Eukaryota, Viridiplantae, Streptophyta, Magnoliopsida, Brassicales, Caricaceae. The record is from RefSeq and is a predicted model, not a curated record.
AUGGAGAAAUUCAAGUUGGUUAACGGAGUUGGUGAGGGAGGAUUCGGGAGCGUGUUUAAAGCCAUCAACAAAGAGACGGGUGAAACGGUCGCCGUUAAGAAACUCAAGAAGCCUUACAAUUCAUGGCAGGAGGUUCUGAAUUUGAAAGAAGUUAAAUCUUUGCAAAGACUGAAUCAUCAUCCCCACAUCGUGGGACUCAAAGAAGUCGUCAUGGAGCACAGUACAGUCUACUUCAUAUUCGAAUACAUGGACUUUAAUCUGCUGCAACUCAUCAAACAGAGACAAGGUUUCCUCUUCUCAGACGCUAAGAUCAGGAACUGGUGUUUCCAGAUAUUUCAAGCCCUUGUUUACAUGCACCAACGUGGGUAUUUUCACCGUGAUCUCAAGCCGGAAAACUUGUUAGCCACGAAUGGUAAAAUCAAGAUCGGUGAUUUUGGUCUUGCCAAGGAGAUUUCUUCGCAACCUCCUUACACAGAUUAUGUAGCUACUCGUUGGUAUCGAGCGCCAGAAAUCUUGCUAGGAUCUCACAUGUACGGCGCUGAAGUUGAUAUGUGGGCGAUGGGUGCUAUCAUGGCUGAGUUAUUUACUCUUCGUCCUCUGUAUCCUGGUAAGGAUGAAAUACACCAGAUUUACAAGAUUUGUGAAGUUUUAGGAACACCCACCGAAGAAACUUGGCCUAAUGGGUUGAAUCUUGCAAAGGCGUACUCCUAUAGAUUCCCUAGUCUUGCUGGUCAGAGUCUGUCAACCCUAAUUCCAUCUGCUGGUGAAGAUGCAAUUCAUCUUAUCAAAUGGCUUUGUUCAUGGGAUCCUUGCAAACGGCCGACUGCUGCUCAGUGUCUUCAUCACCCAUUCUUUCAGAGUUGUUUUACGGUUCCACGUCUGUCUCUUCUUCCAUUACAACAACCAGGUUUGACCCACAAGAAAACUACGACAUUAACACAUGAUGAAGCUGGUUCAGAAGUAAUUUACAGAGAAAAGAAGGCAGUGAAGAGGAUUAACAUGGAACAACCCCCUCCGGGCUUCACUCCAAAAUACGAAGUGUUUAAGAGAAGGAGGGAUCCACCACCGGGCUUCGAGCAUAAAGUUUUGGAGUUGGACUUGGCUGAAAAUUUAGCGAAGAUGACGAUUAGUUCGAGAUUCCCAGAAGUGGGCCAGUUCGUUGGGCCUAUACUACCAUCUCCCAAGCCUAUAGUUCAAUGCUGA